Messenger RNA from Xenopus tropicalis (tropical clawed frog), 930 nucleotides. RefSeq names its product phenylethanolamine N-methyltransferase like (gene pnmtl). Gene Ontology annotation, biological process: S-adenosylmethionine metabolic process. Gene Ontology annotation, molecular function: nicotinamide N-methyltransferase activity; S-adenosylmethionine-dependent methyltransferase activity; methyltransferase activity. NCBI's taxonomy places the organism in Eukaryota, Metazoa, Chordata, Amphibia, Anura, Pipidae. The record is from RefSeq and is marked provisional.
CCAUGUCUGACUUUACUAAUGCCAGUGGAUAUGAAAAGCAGUUUGACCCUAGGCUGUAUUUGGAAACUUAUUUUCAUUUAGGAUCAGGAAGUCUUGCAGAUGAUUUCUUAAGGUUCACUCUUGGAAAUUUCCACAAGACUUUUACAGAAGGUGAUGUGAAGGGAACAACACUUAUUGAUAUUGGGACUGCUCCUUCCAUAUACCAGCUACUGUCUGCCUGUGAAUACUUUCAGGAUAUUACCGUCACAUGGUACACCAACAGAGAGCUGCAAGAACUGCAGAAAUGGUUAAAUAAAGACUCAGGAGCAUUUGAUUGGUCUUCGGUGGUAAAACAUGUAUGGGAACUUGAGGGAAAAAGAGGAAUGCUGGAAGAAAAGGAGGAGAAACUAAGAGGAAAGAUUAAACAGGUUUUACUGUGUGAUGUUAGCAAGAGUAAUCCAUUGGAGCCUGUCAUGUUGCCCAAAGUUGACUGUCUGAUUUCAACUGUUUGUCUAGAGGCUGCCUGCCGAAAUUAUGAUUCUUACAAGACAGCACUGAAGAACCUUUCUACACUGCUCAAACCAGGCGGUCAUCUGCUGAUGGCUGGAGAUUUGGGUGCCAAUUACUAUGAGGUGGGCUCUAAUAAAGUCUUCUCUCUACCUGUAAAUGAGGCAUUCCUGCGGAAAGCAGUGAAUGAAAGUGGCUAUGUUGUCAAUAAGCUGGUGUCAUUUGGGAAACCAGAAGAUGUUGGAUAUGAUACUUCAGAUUACGAAGGAUUUUACUUUCUUCAUGCACAGAAAUGCUAGUUUGGUAAUUUUAUCAUAUGACAUGUUCUUGUUAAUUUUAUCAUCUGCCUAAUAGUUUUGUUGUUUUAUCACAUGACAACUAUAUCAAAUUAUAAGCUAACUGCAUUCCUUACUUCCAUUAACCAUGAUUAAAGUUUUAUAGCAA